GCAAAGUCCAGGAAGAAUGGCUAGAGAUCGGGGACAACAGCGAUAACAGUUUCUCCUGCAACAUCUACCCAGCAUUUUGACGUCUAAACGUCCUGUAACUCUGAGCUGUCAACAUGGCUGACAACAGAGAUAAAGCUACCGAUCAAAUGAAGGCAUGGAAGCAGAGUAGAAGCUCUCAGAGGCCCGACACUCUGACCACAGGGGCCGGCCAUCCCAUAGGAGACAAGCUGAACCUGCAGACUGCCGGACCCAGGGGCCCCCUGCUGGUCCAGGACGUGGUGUUCACAGACGAGAUGGCCCACUUUGACCGGGAACGCAUCCCAGAGAGGGUGGUGCAUGCCAAAGGGGGGGGAGCCUUUGGUUACUUUGAGGUGACUCACGACAUCUCUCGCUACUGCAAGGCCAAACUGUUUGAACAUGUCGGCAAGACUACACCUGUCGCUGUCCGUUUCUCCACUGUGGCUGGAGAAUCGGGAUCAGCAGACACCGUGCGAGACCCCCGAGGAUUUGCAGUCAAGUUUUACUCUGAGGAGGGAAACUGGGACCUGACGGGCAACAACACCCCCAUCUUCUUCAUCAGGGACGCCCUGCUGUUCCCGUCCUUCAUCCAUUCCCAGAAGCGCAAUCCCCAGACCCACAUGAAAGACCCCGACAUGGUGUGGGACUUCUGGAGCCUGAGGCCUGAGAGUCUGCAUCAGGUGUCUUUCUUGUUCAGCGACCGAGGUUUGCCUGAUGGUUUCCGUCAUAUGAACGGCUACGGCUCACACACUUUCAAAAUGGUCAAUACCCAAGGAGAGCCUUUCUACUGCAAGUUCCACUUCAAGACUGAUCAAGGAAUAAAGAACAUGUCAGGGGAGGAGGCAGAGCGCCUGGCUGCCAGCAACCCAGAUUAUGCCAUUGGAGAUCUUUACAACGCCAUUGCUAAUGGAAACUUCCCAUCCUGGACCUUCUUCAUCCAGAUCAUGACCUUCGAGCAGGCGGAGACCUUCCAGUUCAACCCCUUCGAUCUCACCAAGGUUUGGUCUCAAAAAGAAUACCCUUUGAUCCCUGUGGGCAAAAUGGUCCUCAACAGGAAUGCAGUGAACUACUUUGCCGAGAUAGAGCAGCUGGCCUUUGACCCCAGCAACAUGCCGCCUGGCAUCGAGGCGAGCCCCGACAAGAUGCUGCAGGGUCGUCUCUUCUCUUACCCAGACACACAUCGACACCGGCUGGGAGCAAACUACCUGCAGCUCCCCGUCAACUGUCCUUUCAGGACCCGCGUGACCAACUACCAGCGCGAUGGCCCCAUGUGCAUGUUUGACAACCAAGGUGGCGCUCCAAACUAUUUUCCCAACAGCUUCAGUGCCCCGGACACCCAGCCUCAGUUUGUGGAGUCCAAGUUCCAGGUGUCUCCAGAUGUGGCCCGCUACAACAAUGCAGAUGAAGACAAUUACACACAGGUUCGCACCUUCUACAUGCAGGUGCUGAACGAAGAGGAGCGCCAGAGACUUUGCCAGAACAUGGCCGGGGCCCUGAAGGGAGCACAGCUCUUCAUCCAAAAGCGCCAGGUGCAGAACUUGAAGGCUGUUCAUACAGACUAUGGCAACCGCGUUCAGAGCCUUCUCAACAAGUACAAUGCCGAGAACAAGAAGAACACAGAAGUGCACGUUUAUAGCCGCCCAGGAGCCUCGGCCAUCGCCGCCUCUUCCAAGAUGUGAAGCCUUAAAUGUCCACAGGCCCCCCCAUCAUUUAUCUACGAGCAAAUGCACUUGCGUGAUUGCCAACUGCUAGUGACAAGAUCGAACUUAUUAACCAUAUAGUUUCAGGUUGGGGUUGGUUAGGUUUUAAUUCAGUUAAACUGUUGAUUUUCUUUAAAAUAGUGAGCUUAAUUUGUCUCGACUGAAAAGUCAAUAAAAAAAACAUAAAAACACCUUGAUUUGUUUUUAGUUUAAUCCUGUUAAUACCAAAAGCAUGGCAAUUAUGAAAUCUUGACUUUUAACAUUUAAAAGUUCUUAAAGUAAUUAUAAAAGUCUUUUGCAUUUUGAUUUGAUCUCAUUACAUCAAUUAACCCCAACUGCUGCCAAAAACCAUGACAUGAUUGUUUGCUAUAAAUCCUCAGGUUGUGUGUGUACUACUACGUUGUAAUCAUCCAACUAUAAUCUUAAACUUCAAUAUAAAGUAAGCCGAUGUAUUCAAAAUGUUUUUCUCUUAUGGUUAGUUUUCCAUCAAUAAUCAUGAAUAUUUUAUUUAGUACAACUGGCUCUGGAAACCCUUUGUCCGUCGAACUAUAAAGCUUGUUUGCUUAUGGUCAUCUGCCCUACUCAUUAUAUGCAAUUUAUGAGGAGCAAGUAUCAAGAUGAGGAAUUUAUAUGCAUUAUUGCUAAAUCUUUAGUGCCUUUUUUGUGUUUAUGACUACCAAAUAAAGAUUAUCGUAACCUUAAAUCACGAGAACCAGUUAUGAAAUGCUCUGCUUGAUGUUGUACUGAUCAGCUCAUUUUCAGGUUUUUAUAUAAAUGAAUUGGCCUUUCAGCAGCUA
Molecule: messenger RNA, 2515 nt
Organism: Gymnodraco acuticeps
Lineage: Eukaryota; Metazoa; Chordata; Actinopteri; Perciformes; Bathydraconidae
Gene: cat
Product: catalase
Exons: 13
Coding region: 114-1697 (527 amino acids)
Biological process (GO): response to hydrogen peroxide; hydrogen peroxide catabolic process
Cellular component (GO): mitochondrion; cytoplasm; peroxisome
Molecular function (GO): heme binding; catalase activity
Source: RefSeq, a predicted model, not a curated record